CGGUUUCUAUCCGACAGGAUGCUUACCAGCACGUCGGGGUAUCUGUUUCGUAAGGCUUAUGUUGCUGCUACCUAUCCGCCGCUACAAGUCUACAGCACAGAACUUUGGGACGAGCCGCGGUUCAUUCUAAAAAGGUGUCCUCAGGGGAGACGCUAAGCUGAUUCAGGGGGAUCAACGAUAUACUCUACCCUACACCUUCCUACUCCUCUGCGCGGCCUAUUUAAGACCCCGUUAGUAACGGAGGAUUAAGUUUUUUUACAACUCAAUUCAAGGAACCUGAUUUGACCAUUAAUAAUAUUUAUUUUAAAUAGUACGACAUCAGCAUACGGACCGAACUCACUCUGGGUCGAGUGAACGGGAGCUGAUCGACUUGUCUCAGACUAUCCUCUCAGUCAAAUAUUUCCGAAGGAAUCGAUUGCCGAGGUGUCUUUCGCAUAGAUUUGGAUCACGACCGCCCAUGACUAUUCUCGGUUUUUGUGUCGCCUUUAUCGCUACAGGCAUAGCUAUCCUUUUCUCCUUGUAUCAACGACGCAACACACAGGCAAGGGCUCUCAAUGAGCCCCCUCUUCUUCCUUAUUCAAUUCCUUUUGUGGGGCACGCGUUGUGGUACGGCCGGAGAAGUAGCGAGGUGUACGCGGCUGCGAGAACUUUUUCUCCAGAUUCACGCCCUGUAUCAAUAACGCUAAUGGGACAGCGUGUAUACAUCGUCACGGCGAACAAAGACGUUUCCGCAGUUUACCGGGCGAAAAGCCUCUCGUUCAAUAACCUUGUUCUUUGGGGUCUGGGAGCCGUCUUCAACAUCUCACGGGAAGGUCGGGACGUGAUCGCAUAUGAGCCCGGUCAUCACAGUUCUUUGCUGGAGAAUAGCCAUGUGUUCUAUCGUGAUGCACUGAGGGAGGGUUCCGCUCUCAAUGAAUUUACCGCCUCCUUCCUCGAUUGUCUGCGCAAGGAGCUUGACAAAGAAGACGCCAAGAUCGACGUGUCCCCCAAAGGGAUGAAAGUCCAGCUGCGCGACUGGGCUAGGACUAUUCUAGGCACCGCGUCCACAAUCGCAACGAUGGGUCCACAAAUACUGGAGGAAGAGCCUAAUCUUCUCAAAUAUAAUUGGCAGUUCGAUUUGGACAUCGUUUCGUUUACCAUUGGUCUCCCACGAUUUCUGAUUAAAAGGCAAUAUGCAAAUAGAGAAAAGCUUAUCCGGGCAUUUGAAAAGGUGUAUAGGGAUAGAGAGACGAAGCAGCAAGAUGCUAUUUGGUGGAUACCUGAGCGUCAAAGGAUGUUGGCUGAAGCAGGGAUGACAUCCGAUUAUGAUAUUGGUGCUUCAACGCUUCCUGUAUGGAAUGGGCUUCAAACCAAUUCCAACCCUACCGCCUUUUGGCUUCUUCUGCAUAUUGUAGCGAUCCCUGGGCUUGCAGAUCGCAUUCGCAAGUCAAUCGCUCCAGCAUUCGACAGCGAAGGGAAGGUCACCAAUGUUGAUCUCAUGGUGAACGACCCGCUCUUACGCUCAGCGUAUAACGAGAUCCUCCGCCUGUACUCGGGCUCAGUCUCUACUCGAGUUGUGACCGAAGACACCAUCAUUUCUGGUUACAAUUUCCGUAAAGGAGGCGUCGUCAUGUGUCCAGCUCGUCCACACCAUUGGGAUGUAGACGUUUGGGGCCCGGACGUCGAAGAGUUCGUCCCAGACAGGUUCAUUCGAGAAUCUACAAAUAGCCUAAUCAAGGGGGAUGCAAAGCUGACUCGGCCAUUCGGAGGAGGGACGUCCCUCUGUCCUGGUCGGUUCUUUGCCUCGAACGAGAUCAUUUCGUUCGUCGGAGCUAUUUUAUUAAAAUACGAUAUUCGCCUGGCGGCUGGUGAAACUGUUCCUCGACCCAAUGUAAAUACUCCGUCUCUCGGUUUCUCUGCUCCCUUGAAUGAUGUGGAGGUUAUUAUAACGAAGAGAAGCAAAUACUAAGGCAUCUUACUACGUAUGUACUUGAAAUACAUGAUUCGAAUGUAUGUUUAACUCGUCUCGAUGAACUGGC
Guyanagaster necrorhizus is the source of this 2018-nucleotide messenger RNA. Its product is annotated as cytochrome P450. NCBI's taxonomy places the organism in Eukaryota, Fungi, Basidiomycota, Agaricomycetes, Agaricales, Physalacriaceae. Gene Ontology annotation, molecular function: steroid hydroxylase activity; oxidoreductase activity, acting on paired donors, with incorporation or reduction of molecular oxygen; iron ion binding. The coding region runs from base 458 to 1948 and encodes 496 amino acids. The record is from RefSeq and is a predicted model, not a curated record. The transcript has 4 exons.